AUGGCUAAGUGCUACAUGUUGGCUUCUAUGUCAUCAAUACUCAAGCAUCAGCAUUCUGCCAUGAAAACUGACGCCGAGAUUAUGACAAAUCUCGCAAAUCUUUUUGGUACUCAGAAUCGAACGCCUAAGUCUCAAGCUUUUCGGAGUAUCAUGACGAAGACUAUGAAGGAAGGCUCGUCAGUGAGGCAACACGUCCUCGAGAUUAUGAGUCACCUCAACCAGAUUGAGGUUUUGGGAGGGACGAUCGAUCCCGAGUCCCAGUUCAAGCUCAAAUUCGAGAUGAACAAGCGGAAUUACACUUUGGCAGAGCUGAUGACUGAACUUCAGUCGGCGGAGGACCUUAUGGUUCAAGCUAAGGUAGCUAUGCUUUGA
Messenger RNA from Salvia hispanica, 372 nucleotides. The record is from RefSeq and is a predicted model, not a curated record. NCBI's taxonomy places the organism in Eukaryota, Viridiplantae, Streptophyta, Magnoliopsida, Lamiales, Lamiaceae.